Molecule: messenger RNA, 3827 nt
Organism: Coregonus clupeaformis (lake whitefish)
Lineage: Eukaryota; Metazoa; Chordata; Actinopteri; Salmoniformes; Salmonidae
Product: R-spondin-1
Exons: 6
Coding region: 1103-1978 (291 amino acids)
Source: RefSeq, a predicted model, not a curated record
CCCCAGGAUUGUUAGUGACUUGUCUGAGUUGGAAGGUUUCCGACGCUUAAAAGUGGAUUUAUGUGGAAAUUGCAUUAAGAGAGUGACUUACUAGCAAGAGCCUUCUUAUAAAUACCUGCGCUGACUGAAAUAAAUAUCAAAAGAUAUUCAAACAUUUUUCAGUGGAUUGCAUUUGAAAGAUUAGUUUCUCAUUUUAUUUUAAAUGAGUUGCAGAUUUUUGAAUUGCCAUAAAUAAUGCUUCCGGAGAGUCCAAAUGUCUGAUGUUGGCAACAUAAAUUGCCAACUGAUAAAAUACAACAUAGUGAAUGAUUUGUCUCUCUAUAAUGAUAGCAUUUUUCUAUCUCUUUACCAUCUCAUGUGGAGGUGUCAUGUAGGAGGAGUUCUUUGAAACCAAACAAGUUACGAAUCUUCCCUUAUAAAAAAGGAAAUUGAGACCCGACAACUCACUGGAUCGCACCAUAAGAGGUUCGCAAUGCACAGCAGGUCCUGGCACAGACAGAUGCGUUGUCACGCGUAGGAGUCAAGAACCUUUCUCCAGCUUUUUUUAGCAGCCCCACUCCUCCCCCUCCCCUCACGCCUCCUCAGAGCAUCUUUAAUAAGACACAUGCUCCUGGGCUCGGGCGCUCACUCACACCAAACGCUCCUUGGCGAUCCCCCAACAGGCUGCCUGCUCCCCUGCUAGCCCCGCCGAGUCUUCAUGGGUUGAACCAACAGGAGUGCCACACUCUCCUCUCCUCCUUUUUUCCUCCUCUCCUCUCAUAUUCCAAGCAUCGCUCCUCCACUACACCGUCAACCAACCCCCCCCUACAUCACCGUUAUGGCUUGUGCCCCGCGCAUGUUUGGAUUUGCAGCCGCAGCAGCAUAAUCCUCCGCUGAAGGGAGUUGCGGACGCAGCAGCCCGGAGACAGUGAGAGACAGUGAGAGACAGGGUGAGAGAGAGACCCAGCGGACAGCAGCAGCGGAGGGAGGGAAGCAGCAGGGAGGAGCAGCAACAGCAGCAGCGGCGGCAGAGUGAUCCACCUGUCACAGAGUGAAAGGGGCCCCCCGCCUGAUCCGUCUGCCUGCAGGGGGGACCCCGCGUGGCCGGGCAGCACCAGGGACUAUGCAGCUGGGACUGGUGGCUCUGGUGAUGGUCUUUCUUGGAUCCAUGGGUCACAGCGACAGCGGCCUCAAGCUCUCCAAGGGACGGAGGCAGAGACGGAUUAGCACUGAGGGGCCACCAUCUUGCUCGAAUGGCUGUGAGCGAUGUUCCGAAUACAAUGGCUGUAUAAAAUGUAAGCCCAAACUCUUCAUUCUCCUGGAGCGCAACGACAUCCGCCAGAUAGGCGUGUGCCUCGCCUCGUGCCCACAGGGAUACUUCGGCAUGCGGACUCCCGAUACCAACAGAUGCAUCCAAUGUAAAAUAGAGAAUUGUGAGGAGUGUUUCAAUCGAAAUUUUUGCACAAAAUGCAAGGAGGGUUUAUAUUCACACAGAGGGCGAUGUUACCCCAGCUGCCCUGAAGGCCUCAGCACCACCAACGGGACCAUGGAGUGCGUAGAAUGUGAACUGGGCGAAUGGAGCCCAUGGGGUCCCUGUAUGAAGAAGAACAAGACUUGUGGCUUUAAGAAAGGCACACAGACCAGAGUGCAAGAGCUUCUUCAGGCCCCCAGCCCUGACACAGUCUCUGCAUCCUCCCCCCGGCCCUGUGCUCCACAGACUGAGAGACAGAAGUGCACAGUGCAGAGGACACCAUGUGGAAAAGCAGAUGGGAAUAAGAAUAAGGGCGAGCGACGCGACCAGCAGAGAAGGCGAGACAAAGAAAACGUCAGAGGCCAUGGCCACGAGGGCAAAGAGGGUGGCAAAGAGGGUGGCAAGAAGGGUGGCAAAGAGGGAGGAAAAGAAGGAGGCAGAGAGGGUGGCAAGGCAAGCGGCAGGAGGAAAAAGGGCCAAAACCAGGCCACCACCGCCCCUAGCCUUACCCCUAGCACUGUAACCUAGGCCUUAUACACGUUGGGACUUGGUGGGGACAAGGAGGAACAAAAACUAGGCAACACCCACCUGCAUUGGCCAUUAUUAAGAGACAGACAGUGGACAGAGGAGACCACAAUAUCAAACUGAUGAAGAAAAGGAUUAAUGCUGCUAUGCAUUCUAGAAGAUGCUUUGAGAGAACUGGAGGAUUGCUGCAAUAAAUGAGGAACAGGACUUGGACUUAUCAAAUUUGGAGGGAAGAGGGUGGUUGGAAGGUACUUUGAGAGACAUGGAGGGUUCCAUUGUAAGCCUUGCAGUAGGGUCAACAUGUUUCAUUUCACCACUCCCAAGUUUAUCAUGGACUUGGCAGAUGGAGAUCCCAGUGGCUGAACAGUGGAAGACACUGAAUAUGAAUAUGAGCAUUUCAAGAUGGAGGCUUCACAAUGAUCAAGGAUCUCUUCAAUCCAUUAGAAUCCCUGAUGUGCUUUUUAAAAUCUAUUUUUCAUUGUUGACUUGCCUCAUGUUUUGUGAACGGUAACAAGUAGAUAUUUCUAAGGAGAUGUUGUAAGUGAUGUAGAGAAAAUGAACAGUAUUAAGACUCUUUAUAUUUUAAUUAUAUUUUAUGAUGAAACUAAAGAAAGGCACUGGAACAAAUUUGUGGUUUUGAAGGAAAAUACAUUUUAAUGAAUUGUUUUGGUUUGUAGAGAAUCCGCUCCAAAACAAACCAGCAACAAUAUAGAGAAAGUUUAUAUGGCUUUAGUUCAAAUCCUGAUCUGAUGUUAGACAAAGGUUACCCAUUUAAUAGCUUAGUUCUUAAUUUCAAAUAGAAUAAUGUUUUGGUAUCUUCAGCAUAAAAAGUUUAGGAUUGAAAACUGUGUGAGUUGUGUAUGUGUGUUGUGAGUGUAUGUGUGCGUGUGUCUGUAUGUUUACAAAAUUUCAACAAAAUGUUUUUGUGAAGUAGUGAUCACACAAGUGUAUGUAUAUUUGUGUGGGUGUGGGUAUAUUGUAUGUGUUUCUGCACGUAAGCUUAAUGUGUGUGUGUGUACAUAUCAAUCUGGUAGAAUGGGAAAUUUGAUAUAGAUGAUGAGAGAGACCAUUGUAAAGGCACAGUUAUAUAUCAACGCAUCAAUAAUUCCAUUAUCAUACGCCUCUGGUUACAUGUAAACCAUCUACAGCUGCUCAGUAAUCAUGUAUGUUUGCAACAGGGUCCGACAUAUUGCACAGCCUCUGUGUUCCUUAAUAUAAACAGCUCUGUCAGUGGAAAUAAUCAUUGCAUUAUACAACUACUGUCAGCCCGAUAUGACAGAGCAACUAAAGUUUUUGUACCGUUUGACACUCUAUGAGCAAUCAUUGUCAUGUUUUGUUUAGCUUUCCCUGGGUCUAUUUGCUUUACACAAAAAUAUUAGCUUCAUGAGAAGGUAUACGUUAAAUACGCGUUCAUAUUUUGGAUAGUGGUACUGAAAAUGUCAACAUCAGUAUAUCAUUGAUCAUAACGACAAUUAGUAUCAUUAUGAUAUCUUAUUACUUCUGUGAAAGCUUGAAUAAAAUUCAGAUGCAGUAAACAUAGCAGACACACUAGCAUGAUCAUUGUAUAUUUUACAGUAGUCGUUCUCCUCCUGUGCAAUCAAAUAUUAUUGUAAACUUUCCAUUUCCAUGUUUUCCAUUUCCUUUUUGUUCUCCGUGGUCUCUCAAUGGUUUUUCCUUGUCACACAUACAGUAGUUGGCCUGUAUAUGCCAUAGAUAUACAGUAUGGUAUCCUACAUGUAUACCAAUGAUCUGUAUUUGUGUACUGUACCAGUAAGUAUACAGUCACCAUAAUAAUUGACACACAUAUUAAGACUCCCUUUCACAGGCUCUUUACAUUUAUAAUGACAGCAAC